AUGGCUUCCCGCUCAACUGCUAAUCCUCUGGCGUCUGCUAUCAAGCCGUCAGAUCUCCAGAGAGCUCAAGAGGCGCAACUGGAAAGGUGGCUUCAAGUUGCGGCUACCGGUGUUUUCAACGAUUUAGCAUGGGGAUGCCUUAACGACAGUGGACAUGGCAACCAAAUGUCUGUCCCAUGCGAGAAAAAUGGCCACGGCUAUUUUGACUCUCCGGAGCUCGCUGAAGCGGAAAUCAUGGAUGUCCUGUAA
Molecule: messenger RNA, 249 nt
Organism: Besnoitia besnoiti
Lineage: Eukaryota; Apicomplexa; Conoidasida; Eucoccidiorida; Sarcocystidae
Exons: 2
Coding region: 1-249 (82 amino acids)
Source: RefSeq, a predicted model, not a curated record